This is a messenger RNA of Podarcis lilfordi (Lilford's wall lizard), 22492 nucleotides long. NCBI's taxonomy places the organism in Eukaryota, Metazoa, Chordata, Lepidosauria, Squamata, Lacertidae. The record is from the annotation of a GenBank genome assembly.
ACAGCGCCUGCGUGCUCGAGCCCGCGAGGCGCGCUCACCGUCCCUGCCUCGCGAGCCUCGGUGAAAGGAUUUGGCGCCAGGCGGGUCUCUCUUCUGCAGCUGCCGCAGCCACCCGAGCCAGCCACCUCCGCCCAGACCGUAUCGAGUCCGUGCAGCCGCCGCCAUGAGCUGCUCCCCGGUGAACGUGAAGAAGCUGAAGGUGUCGGAGCUGAAGGAGGAGCUGAAGAAGCGGCGCCUCUCCGACAGGGGCCUCAAGGCCGAGCUCAUGGAGCGGCUCCAGACCGCGCUCGACCAGGAGGAGGCCGGCGGGGGAGGCCUGGCCGGCGGAGAACCCGGCAACGGCAACGCGGAGGAGAUGGGCGAGGCCGCUCCGGGCAGCGGCGGAGCCCAGGAGGAGGACCUGGCCCUGGGAGGAGGAGGAGGAGGCCCCGACCAGGCCGCGGCCUGCGACGACGAUGAGGAGGCCGAGUUCGGCGUCUGCCCCGGGGAAGAGGAGGAGGAGGAGGGCAUGGAGCUGGGCGAGGAGAACGGCGAAGGGGUGGCGGCCGGAGACGAGGAGGCGGCCGAAGACCUGGAGGACGACGAGAACGGCGACGACCAGGGCUUCCAGGAAGGGGAGGAUGAGGAGGAAGAGGCCGCCGCCGGCGCCGCCACCGCAGCCACCGCUAGCAGCAGCGGCGGCGGCGGCAACGCCAACGGCCACGGCGCCCAGCAGCAGCAGCAGCACGGCGCCGCGGCAAAGGAGGCGGCCGGGAAAGGCGCUGCCGCCUCGGAGGCCUCGGCCUCGACUCCGGCCUCCUCGGCCCAGCCCGGCGCGAAGCAGCUGUCACCCGCCCAGCAGCAGAAGCCCGGCGGGCCUGCUCGUCCUGGGGGUGAGUAGUGCGUGGGACCCGGAUGGGCGGCGGUUGGGAGCUCAGCAGCGAGGUCAGGGUCCGCCGCCAUCUUUCUCUUUCCCUCCCCCCCUCUAUCUCCACGGCCACCGCGCCUUUCCCCCCACCGCUGUCGGUGGAAGUGGGGAAGGCCCUCCCCGCGCGCCUGCCUUUGGGGAUUUCCAGGCCAGGCCCGCCGCGUGUCUCUGCGGGGGGGGGGAGCUUUGCGCCAUUUCGCGAGCGUGGUGAGGAAGGGGCGCGCGAGGCGGGGGGAGGGGCGACUCGCAGGAGCCGCUGGGGCGCGCUGUGGAACGUGCGAGGGAACGUUUUGUGCUGUUCUGCGUCACAUCCGUCCGUGGGGCGCUGUGGGCUCGAGUUCAAACGCUGAGUACAAUGGAGGCGGAGGAAUCCCUUUCGCAAAGCCUAGGCCGCGCGCGCGUGCCGAAAUCAGGCCGUGGCGGGGGGAGGGGGAGGAUGAGGAAGAGGUGGGCCUUUGGAGAGCCGCUGCUUAGGCGCGAUCGUAGAUCCAAGCGAAGACUUUCCCUGCUAACUCUGGAAGGUCAAAUCGACAGCGGCAAACGUCAGAGGAGGCAGACCCUUUAGUUUUCUGUGCACUUGAAGUUAUAAGAUUUACGGGAAGCAUUGUUACAAAUGCGCCGCGAGAGUAGAUGUUUUCCUAAUAAGAGUAAAAAAAGUAUGCUGUAUUUUAUCGUUUCUAACGUAUCUUAUUUCCCUCUUUAAAAAAAACGAAGGAGAAGCUAAAACUGAGCAAAAACCUGGUGAGAAAAAAAGGGGAGUUAAGCGGCCACGUGAAGACCAUGGGCGAGGGUAUUUUGAGUAUAUUGAAGAAAACAAAUACAGCAGGUAAAUCACUUUGGCGUGUUAAAGUUUUUCAUGAAAGGUUUUAAUAAUUUCGAUUUGUUGAACUCAAGUGACUGACCUUUUUUUGUUGGCCAGGGCAAAGUCUCCUCAGCCACCUGUUGAAGAGGAGGAUGAACACUUUGAUGACACAAUGGUUUGUCUUGAUACUUGUAAGUAUAAAAACACGCUUGUCGUUUAAAACAAACUUCUAAGACAGUCUGUUGAUUCUUUAAAAAAAAUUUGGGGGGGAGCCAUUUGUGUACCUGAGGUACAAUUCCUGCUCUUCUCUGAAAUUUUAGUUUUUCAAUGCAUUAGCUUUGAAUUUAAUCAGGAGAACACAAAAGUGUAAAGUGUUGUUCUGUGCAAAAAGUGAGGCACAAAGGGAGAAACUGAUGCUUUCAAAGGGGAACCAUUAUUUGAAAAACAGGGAGAUAUGAGAUAUGCUAAUUGUGUAACACUACUUUUGGAAAGUGGUGGAAUUUUCCACCUUGUAUCGCUUAGUAUGUCUGCAGAUGUUGGUUGGCAGCUGCAAUCUUGCUGCCUCCCGUCUGCGGGGUAUAUUUGGAGUCCCAAGUCAAUCUUGAGUUUUAUUGGUAAAAUAAUGGAAACUGAUAAGGAAUAUGUUUGAAAAUUGUUACCAAAUGAUAAUUUAAGGGCAUGUGUAUUCUAACAAGAUGAUAAGCCAUUGUUUGAGGUUGUAGGUAAUUUCGUAAGCUUUCACUUUAGAGCUUCAUGCACAUUCAAAAUGACUUUAUUAAGAACAAUGAAACUUUAAAAAGCUGUGAGAAGUUAUUCUGGGACAGUCUACAGUUACUUUGGCACAUUUGCAUUGCUCAUGGAAAAGUAGUGAACUGUUGCACAGACAAGUUUAUAGAGGGAUUAUGGAGGUAUUUCCAGAAGACAAAGUGGCUAUGCGAUACUAAUCCUUGGUUUGAAAAGUGAUAGUACUGGGCAGUGAAGCUGCUGAUUGUUGGUGUUUUAGAAAAUUUCAAAUUCAUAUGCUGCAGCACGAGAUAAAGAAUAGUAAACAACUUUAUCAUGUGCAUGUUUACUUAAGUAAAUUCUACCGAGUCCAGUUCAAGCUUAGUGCUGUAUUGGAUAUGUCUAGAAUUGCAUCUUAAACUGCAGUCCUCUGCACCCUUGGAAGUGAGGCCUACACUUUCUAUUUCACUUACAUAAUAUGAAAAUAUUGUUUGAUAGAACAAUUGAGAGUAUUUCUAGCAAUGUUUCUAUCUCUGUUUGAAUAGUGUCUGAUUCAAUGGCUCUAUAAAAAGCAAUAAUCUCUUGAGGUGUUGAGACAUUUGUAUUAUAGGACAACUUGUGUUUUGCUGAACAUUGUCAUCUUGAAAUCCUUUCUCAGUCUACAGCUUAUUCAUGGAAUGUGGUAUCAAAAUAAGUUUUACUCUGAUUAGACCCAUUGAAAUUAAUGAACAUUACAAAGUCAGGUCAAUUAAUUUCAGUGGGUUUACUUUGGGUAAAACUUAGUUGCAUACCAUCCAAUGGUUCUUAGGUUUUAUAUACUAGAAAACACAAUUAGAUUUGGCAGAGCACCAGAUAAGAGCACAUUUUAAGGGUCUGCACACAAAGCUAGCCCAAGACAAAUGAUGAUUACUGUAUUUUUCGCCCCAUAGGGUGCACCUAGUUUUUUGGAGGGGAAAUAAAGGGAAAAAAAUUAUUUUCCCCAGCCCCCAGAACAGGCUGCUAUCCGCAAGCCGUGGGAGAGCUGCACGACUUCGCACAGCUCUCCCAUGGCUAGCGGGUAGCUUCCUGAAGCCUGGAGAGCGAGAGGGGUCGGUGCGCACCAACCACCCUCGCUCUCCAGGCUUCAGUGAAAGCCUGCAUUCGCCCCAUAGGACGCACACACAUUUCCCCUUCAUUUUUGGAGGGGAAGAAUUGCGUCCUAUAGGGCGAAAAAUACGGUACUUCAUAGGGUAUGUGUGAAAAUACAUCAUAGCUAAGCUAAACAUAGAUAGAUAAUCCUGAUUCCAGAGUGAAAUAAGAUAGAUAGAUAAUCCUGAUUCCAGAGUGAAAUGAUAAGCUUCGGUCUUGAGCAAACGUCAUCACUUUGCUUGAGAACCCUUAAGUAAAAGGGGGACUGAGUUAAAUUUUGACUAAUUCAAGAGUUACCUGUUGUGACAAAGAAUAGCACUAAAUCAAACUGAUGUAACUUGAUUCUUACAGGUGUUCUCCACUUUUUUUUGUUCGACUGUAGUUGAACAGAUUUCAACCGUUUGAUUUUCUUUUAUUGACAGAUAACUGUGAUCUACACUUCAAAAUUUCAAGAGAUCGUUUUAGUGCUUCCUCAUUGACAAUGGAAAGUUUUGCCUUUCUUUGGGCUGGAGGGAGAGCAUCCUAUGGAGUUUCUAAAGGAAAAGUCUGUUUUGAGAUGAAGGUAAGCCAGAUCAGUAUUGAAGACUGUUGUUCAACAUUGUUUCUGAAUGCUUAUAGUUUCAGCUGAAAUCAAGCUAAACGAGGAGAGGAGAAACUACAUUUUAUUAUGGAAAAUUACGUAUUCUUGAUUUCAACUGGCAGUCAUGCCCAUUUCCAAGAUACUCCCAGUCUAUUCCCACCUAUAUGCUCCCUAACAGUCAGCAUUUUGUGGGUAAGUUCAGCCUUUAAAAGAGCUGGGGGUAUUUUUCUGGAGUGUGUGCCAGUUCCCCACCCCCACCCGUCAGUACUGACCCUCAUUAGCAUGAAAGGUGUUGUCUCUGCUGCACAGGCAUGGACACUCAGAAUCAUUUAUGUAUGAGUAUUAGGCAACUCAGAAUAAAAAUAGCUAAGACCAUAACAGGUAUUUUAUCAAUACCUGGAAAAUUUAGCAGUAAAGUGCUAUUUAACACACUAAAGCAAUUAUCCAAUUAGCCUUUCAUACAAAACCCAGAAUGGUUUCUUCAAUAAUAAUAAUAAUAGCAUUUUGCAGCAGAUCCUACACGUAGUACGCUUAUUACCAUCAUUCAACAUAAUGUGCUUACCUGGUCACCAUCAGCAUCUAGGGAGUUCACCCAAGUAAGGGAGUGAGUUGCCAGUAGAGGGAUGGAAUGAUUGAUCCCUCUUGAAACAGUCUGUGUCUCUGUGCUGGGUGUGGACCAGGGUAUGUGUUUCCUUUUUGUCCAACAUGGUCACAUGGGAAAGGACCACGCUGUUCCUUGAUUAUUAGCCUGCUGUGUUGCAAUGCUAGAUUCCCAGCUGGUGGACUACAUAGUGUUUAGCAUAGAAGCAUGGCAAGCUGCACUUUUAUGCUCUGCACACAAGGUGAAGCAAGUUGGUUGAGGAGGCAAAGAGCACUUGUUACUGGCUUGCCAUAUACAGUGGUACCUCAGGUUACAUACGUUUCAGGUUACAUGCUCCACUAACCCAGAAAUAUUACCUCGGGUUAAGAACUUUGCUUCAGGAUGAGAACAGAAAUCGUGCUCCAGCGGCGCGGCAGCAGCAGGAGGCCCCAUUGGCUAAAGUGAUGCUUCAGGUUAAGAAUGGACCUCCGGAACAAAUUAAGUACUUAACCUGAGGUACCACUGUAUUUUACUAGCCUGCAAUUUGCUCAUAAGAGGAGCUGAAAACUUUUUUUUAAAAAAAGUGUAUGAAAGACUGGUAAUUUUGGAGCCUGAUUGACAAGGUUAGCUAAGCUAUACUUUUAUUAUAACUGUAGUUAAUAGCAGCUUUUUUAUUACAAAAAUAGGUAACUGAAAAGAUCCCUGUCAAGCACCUGUAUACAAAAGACAUUGACAUACAUGAAGUGAGAGUUGGCUGGUCACUGAACACAAGUGGGAUGCUGCUUGGUAAGCUUUUCCCUUAAAACAUGGAUUGUCAUGGUGAUGCGUCUUUUUGUAGGAAUGGGUGUAGUACUUUUCUGAGUGCUUAAAAGAGGGAGAUGAUGAAUCACUGUAGACAGAAAAUGCAUGGUAAAACUUAAUUUUGAAAAAAGAGUAACUACAACCACUAUUUUUGUUAGUAAUGGUAGUUAGAAGUUACAUUUGAUCUAUGGAAUCUGUUCCAGAAAACUCAGCACUUCGACAAAAGGAAUAUAGUGAAGUGCCAGCAUACCUGACAUCCUCUAUUUUUAUAUUGGGCAAAGAAGAGUGCUUUGAAUCAAAUCCCUUAGCAACAGCACUCUUCACCUUUGUGCCUAUUUCAUGUCUCUGUCCGCCUGAGGAGCCUAGUACAGAAGGAAUGGCUCCAGCACAUGUAGGAAUCGGAGGCUAAUUCAUUGUGUGCUUGCCAGAAGUGAUUAGUUGGUGAGAAGCUGAAGUAACAUCCUACGCAGCUUAUUUCCUUGGAUUAGAAAGAAAAUAAUGGGACUUUCCCACCAGACCUGUGCUCUAAACUAAAGUUACUUCCUGAGCUCUCACAUGAGCCAUUCUCACUUUGCAGUGUACCAUAGUGCUAGGAUUCUGCAGUGGAUGGGGGUUAUCUGUAUGGUGCAGCUUUUAUAGAAAAUCUUGAGAUUGAAUGUCGGGUUACAAAUACAGUAAUUCAGAACUUGAAAACCUCAAUUGCAACUGUUCAAAUUUAUCAGGCGAGGAAGAGUUUUCUUACGGAUACUCCUUGAAAGGAAUAAAGACCUGUAAUUGUGAGAUUGAAGACUUUGGUGAGAAAUUUGAUGAAAAUGAUGUGAUCGGAUGUUUUGCUGUAAGUAUUUCUUUACUUGGAAUGUCAAUUUCUAUUUGCUGCUGCUUUGCAGUUACCUGCUUUAUAACAAAAUGCACAACUUUAUUUCCUUAAUUAGGUAUUGCACCUUUGCUUAACUUUCAAGUGUUCAGAUUUCCCUUUCAAUUUCCACUCAAGGCUUAAGUUCUAGAUUUAUUUCUAAUUAAUGAACCUGCCUAAGUUCAUUUAUGCUAACACUUUUUUUUUGUAUAACAGAAUUUUGAUGGUGAUGAAGUGGAACUUUCUUACUCAAAGAAUGGACAGGAACUUGGCGUUGCUUUCAAAAUCAGCAAGGAAGUUCUUUCUGAAAAGCCCAUUUUCCCCCAUGUUCUCUGCCAUAACUGUGCUGUUGAAUUUAACUUUGGCCAGAAGGAUGAGCCGUACUUCCCCAUACCAGAGGGGUACACCUUCAUCCAGAAUGUUCCCUUGGAAGAUAGAGUUAGAGGACCCAAGGGACCAGAGCACAAGAAAGAAUGUGAAGUAAGUAACGGUCCAUUUUGAAAUCAUUGAAGCAUGCCAGCUUGAGUAUUUGUCUUGAGGCAGUUGAUAUGGGUACCACAAAUGACAAGCCUAGUCUUGUAGGGCAAUUGGGGUAUAAAAUAAGCGCUUUCAUUUUUUAUGCCUAAACUCAUUAGGUGGUAAUGAUGAUUGGCUUGCCUGGUGCUGGGAAGACUACAUGGGUUACCAAACAUGCAGCAGAGAACCCUGGGAAGUACAAUAUCCUUGGAACAAAUACUAUUAUGGACAAAAUGAUGGUAAGUUCCAACUACUGCAAAAUUUUAGCAUAGUUCUAUGGGUGGUUCAUCCCACUAUGUUCAGUGGGACUUAUUCCCUACCUUAAGUGUUUAGGAUUGCAACUUUAAGGUAACUCAUUUGGAAACUUGUAGCUAUCAUGUAUCUAUAGUAAUAAAGCUUAGAUGUCUUUAACUCAUUUAAGGGUACUGCUUUAGCAGUUGAUGGCGCACUGAAAAGCUUUAUUUCUAUGGAGCGGGUAUUUUCUAGAUUGUUCAUUUGGAAACUUAGAAGAAGCUGUUAUUCCCCUAAAAGUAUACACAUCCUGCUUGAAAUAUUGGAACUCCAGAUUAAAAUAAGUCUCACCUGGUUUAGCUGUAGGCUGUUACGUGACACAUUUGUUUUGAGAUUUGCAUGGUAUAUUAAUAGUAAAGUGUCUGAAUUAAAUAUUGCAAGGCACUGAAUGAUGGGAUAAAUUGGGUUGGCCUGUUUAAUUCUUAGGAUUGAUCUCAUGAGCAUUUAGAACUCUUUCAAAGCAAAUCAUGUAUUGCAAAACAUUGCCUAAAAUGUUUCUGGUAUUAGCAAUUAUAGACAAUUUCUUGCUAUUAAAAAAUACCCAAUGAUAAGAACAUUAAUGGCAGUGAAUGCUGGGCAACUUCUGUUUUCAUAGGUUGCAGGUUUUAAGCGGCAAAUGGCUGAUACUGGAAAACUCAACACACUGUUGCAGAGAGCACCACAGUGUCUUGGCAAGUUUAUUGAGAUUGCUGCGCGUAAGAAACGGAACUUUAUUCUGGAUCAGGUAUGGGGGCCAAAGUUCAUUGUUUUACAAAAUUUAGUUAAGCUGCCAUUUGUUUAAGGGGGGGUGUAGAUUCUAAACUUCAAUGGCAGAUACAGUUUAUAUAUUGAGGCAAUAAAGUUAGAAUAUUAGCAAUUGUACUUAGGUUUGUAAUAUACAUGAAAUCAGGGGGAGAAUGGUUAUCCUAGCCUCUACGGCCUAACAUGUACAUAACUUCCUUCUACUUGUAAACUUCUUUGCAUUUAUACAUGUGGAGGUGAAAUCUAAGCACACUAAUUUAACUUAGCUCUAACAAUGACAGCUACGUGUAGUAAGUUACUGCAUUUUUUUCAGACAAAUGUGUCUGCAGCUGCGCAGAGGAGAAAAAUGUGCCUGUUUGCAGGCUUCCAGCGCAAAGCAGUUGUUGUUUGCCCAAAAGAUGAAGACUACAAGCAAAGAACACAAAAGAAGGCAGAGGUGGAGGGAAAAGAUCUUCCAGAGCAUGCAGUGCUCAAAAUGAAAGGCAUGGAACAUAAUCUAUACUGUGUUCUAGGAUGUUGAGUAUCUGUUUAAAGGAAUAAUGUAAAAACCUAAAGAUUCAAAAUUUCUUGCCUUAAAACAGUUAUGCCUCUUUAAAAAAAAACUGGAAGACUUCUGUAACUUUGUAAGACAACACUAUAUUGUGUUCCCUCUGCUGCAGCCCUUAAUACUACUUAAGUCAUGAUAUGCUUCAUGCAGAUGCACAAAGCUGUCUUGGCAUAAAGUGCCCUAGAAAACGAAGCUAAACGUGUUAUAGCAGACGUGUGUUCCCAGUUCAACUUAAUAGGGAGAAUGUGUCAAAGUUUUCAGGAAUCUUGCUCCUACCUUGAAGUGAUGAUUACUUGUCUUGUAUUCCUUUUAUAUAGGAGGGGAACUUUGGCUUUUUCUAAUGGCUUCAGAAAUAAAUACUGAAUAUUCAGGACUCUCUAUCUUGUAGGAAAUUUUACUCUGCCAGAGGUGUCAGAAUGUUUUGAUGAAAUAAUCUACGUAGAGUUGCAAAAAGAAGAAGCCCAGAAGCUUCUGGAACAGUACAAAGAAGAAAGCAAGAAGGCCCUUCCUCCAGAGAAAAAACAGAACACUGGUUCAAAGAAAAGUAAUAAAAAGAGUGGUAAAAACCAGUUUAACAGAGGUGGACAGAGAGGACGCGGUGGAUUUAACAUGCGUGGCAACUUCAGAGGAGGAGGUAUCCUGUGCUCCUAAAACUGCUUCUUAAAAUAUCUUAAUUUUUAUACCCGAGGUCUUAGUUGCUUGCCCCAAAGAAGAGCAGAGCUUUGAGAAUAGAUCAAUGUGGAUGGAGACAAUGUCUUCAUUUCUGAAGAAAAUACAGCUGGAGGGGCCCAGGCAUGGCUUUGAUUUAGCAGGAAAAAAACAAUGUAAUUCAGCAUCCUAAAGCUUAAUUUUUUUAAAGAAGCAGCUAGGUGUACGUUUAUGGACAGAACCUCAUGAAAUCACCAGUGCUUGGGCUGAAUGAGUUUUCGGUGGUUUGGGAGAGGGCUGUCACUAUCUUUCCCCAUAACUGUUCUUAAAGCAACCUCAGUUUGGACUCUAUAACAGUUUUCAAAUGCCUUGCCCCAUGGAAUUUCAAUUUUGUCUUCCAAGUUCAAAGCUCCUUUACUAGAAAAAACUAACUUGUGCACAGGCUGAAAUUAAUGUCUAUUACUAAAUAGUCUUGUACUUCUCUUCUCUUCCCCAACCCCCUGGGUCAAAUUAAAGUAUGCCAUUGGGUCAAUAUUAAAAUUCUAAUUUUUCACAGUCCCUGGAAAUCGUGGAGGAUACAACAGGAGAGGUGGUAACAUGCCCCAACGUGGAGGUGGAGGAGGCGGUGGCAGUGGUGGGGCAAUAGGCUACCCAUACCCCCGUGGUCCUGUCUUUCCGACCAGAGGUGGCGGUGGCGGAGGAGGUGGUUACUCAAACAGAGGAAACUAUAACAGAGGUGGAAUGCCCAACAGAGGGAACUAUAACCAGGUAAUUCGCUGUAGUCAGGAAGAUGGCAUUUUUGGCUGAAUCUUUUGGUGCUCUCUUUAGCAACCAAUACAGAAAGUAUGUUUAAAAGUGUGAUCCUAAUAAAUAACAAUACUAUUCCUGAAGUAUAUGAUGUACAAUGUUUUUUCAAAGUUUUAUAACACGUGCAAUCCUGUAGUGCUGAAACCUAAGUUUUUUAAAUUGUACUUUUGUCUUACGCUGUUCCAGUAGUUUCUAUCUCAAGGAACCGAUGAGGUCUAUGCUCAGUGUCCUGCAUUAGGUGCUCUCAAGGCCAAUAUAUAGGAGCUGAAAGACAUACAGUGGUACCUUGGUUUAUGAACUUAAUCCAUUCUUAAACCAAAGCGUUCUUAAACCAAGGUGCGCUUUGCCAUAGAAAGUAAUGCAAAAUGGAUUAAUCCAUUCCAGACUUCUGAAAACAAACCCCUAAAUCAGCAAUUUAACAUGAAUUUUACUAUCUUUACAAGACCAUUGAUCCAUAAAAUGAAAGCAAUAAUCAAUGUGUACUGUACUAUAAAAUAAAUAAAACAGUAUUGUAGAUGAUUAAAAUUAAAAAAUGUACGUGCACUGAUGAUAGUCAUUGUUUGGAUGUGGGGCUUUUAUCCAUUUCCACAGUCAUGGGGGAGAGUUGUGAGCCCGCCACAACGCUGUGAUGACCCCCUUCUCUGCUGCCAGAAGUGUGGCACUCAAAACGGGAGUGCACCCCGAAUGGAGUACAUUCACACUCCAAAAAAAAAUAUGCAAACAAGAACACCCAUUUCCGGUUUUGAAGUGUUCGUAACUAGGCUGUUGGCUAGGUUGUUCGUAACCUUGAGGUACUGUAUUAGAAACAUAGGGUUUUAGCAGAGAUCCCAUAUAUAAUUUAUGCAACAGUGCAGCUGUGCUUUUUGUAUGAAGUCCUGUUUUCUAAUCAAGCAUAUUCCUCCGUUGAUAGAUAAUGGAAUGGGCAGAAGGUAGAUUGGAAUCUAUUGGUUUAUUCACUCUGAACCACCCAGAGACCUGUAAGAAUCUCUGGCUCAUAGUAGCUGUAGCAGAAUUACCCCACCCCAUAAACAUUAGUAUUUAAAAUAGAUUUGAGUGACAUUACCAUGAUUUGUUUGUUUGAAAGGAUUGAGCCUGUACCUGUGUGAAAUUCCUGGGUUUAAAAUUAAUCUAAACCUCAAGAUUUUAGUAAAAAAAACCCACACAAGUAAUCUCACAAGCCUCUGCACCAUCCCUCUGCUAGGUAGCAUUUCAUCCAGACGAUGAUCAUAAGACCACUGACCAUGUAAUUUGUAUGUAUAGCAAGAUCAGCACCACAUUUGUUAUUUGCUGGUUUAGCCUGAUUCCCCAACUUGCAUGUGUUCAGGAGCAGUACUUUACUGGCAUAUGGGUAAAUACUGACUAGCAAGAAGAAUUUGGAAUAAAUGUCUCUUGUCAGAAUGUUGCCUUGAUAGUUAGGAAUCAACAGCAACUGAAGUCUUUUUAUCUGAAAGUUUAUUAACUGAAACAUUUUUGAAGUUUACUACAGAUAGCCGUCUGGGUGUGGUUUUGGCCAUUGAAUGGUGAAAUGUUUAAUUAACUACAAAUCAAUUUCUUGGACUUUCGUUACAGAACUUCAGAGGAAGGGGAAACAAUCGUGGCUACAAAAAUCAAUCUCAGGGCUACAACCAGUGGCAGCAGGGUGUAAGUAAACUUUCUCAAUCUGCAGCAAAAUAAGAAGUAACGUUAAGUGUAUGUUUUAACAAGUAAACCUUUAUGAGAAUAUAAAUAGCUUAAGAGUAACGUUAGUACAAGAUGUAGUUUGUUCGUAAUUUGUACUUCAUACAGUGGAACCUUGGGUUGCGGACGUAAUCCGUGACAGAGGCACGCCCGCAACCUGCAGCGCAGCAUCUGCGCACACGUAUGAUGCGAUUUGGCACUUCUGCACAUGCGUGAGGCGAAACCCGGAAGUAACCCUUUCCGGUGCUUCCGGGUUUCCCGUGGUCCGCAGCCUGAAAACACGUAACCCGAAGCGUUUGUAACCCAAGGUACCACUGUAUGUGUAAACAAUCAUAGGAGUGGGAUUAAAGUAUUAGGAAGUGUCCACACUUCACUCCCAAUUGCAUGCUUCAGAUGUUUUUCAUACACACCUAUGGAAUGUAGAAAUAAAAUUUGCUGAUAUUUGACAAUGGUUAACAGUGUUUAUCUUGGUUUUUGCAGCAAUUCUGGGGUCAGAAGCCAUGGAGUCAGCAUUAUCACCAAGGAUACUAUUGAAUUCCCAAAUAAAAUGAACUGAUCCAUAUUUCUUCAAAACCUUCACAAGAAGUCGACUGUUUUCUUUAGUAGGCUAACUUUUUAAACAUUCCACAAGAGGAAGUGCCUGCAGGUUCCUUUUUUAGAAGCUUUGUGGGUUUGAUUUUUUUUUGUACAUUUUUAAUUGCAGUUUUAAAGUGAAUCUUAAGAGAACCUCAGCAUUGUGCACGAUAAGAGAAUGUCAGUAUUUCAGGGUUCUGCAUUUUAUCUGUAAAAUGUGACUUUUUUUUUACCACAACAAAAGUAAAAUGUUGCUUUGUAUCUGGUGUCCUCUUAUUAAAGAUUUUCUUUUCUCUUCUCCCCCCCUUAAAAAAAAAUUAUAAGAAACAGUCGAGAGUCAUCAAAACAGAAAAGUUAGCAACCAGGCUUGUUGUGGCCCCAUGAAUACUAAUACUAUGUAAAUAAUGCUCAUUACACUCCAUCUUCCACUCCAUCCUCUCUGUGCAGUUUCUAGGUAUGGAAGAGGGGGAAGAGAAAUAAGAAUGGUCUUUUGGCAAUAAGCUAGGUUGUAUUUUUGUUUUUUAAUUUGGCAAAGGGUUGAGGGUGGGGUUGCAAAGCAAAACCUAAAGAUUAAAUAGUGAAGGUGGAGUGCAUGUAAAACCUGGUUGCUUUUGUCUGUGGAGGCUCAACUUGUGAAGGUACACACCAUCAACUUUUUCCAUUUGUUAUGCAUUUUGAUUCUGAAAAAAGCUGGCUCUGCCCAUUUCUUAUUAAACAAACUUGUUGUAAAUCCAGUUGUCUAAUGGGAUCUAUAUGAAGUUAGCUGUGUGUCUGUAACCUUUCCCCCACAAAUACUGUGUAUUUAGUGUGCUUGUAGUAGUAACUCCACCAUUUUGUAAAUGAAAUUGUGAUUCACCCAUUUUAUAUCUAAUUUUUAAUCAUGUUAGUUCUCAGAUGGGUGUGUCUCCUUAGCCUGCUGAUUUACUUAUCUAAAGAAAGUGGGUGGAGAAAUUAACUUUAGCCGUUUGUUUGCAAUAAAAUAAAAUCAUUUUACUCUUGUUCUGGGAUUCUCACCACAUUGGUCUAAAAUCCCUUUAAUGACUUUGAGGGGCAGGAUACACAAAUAUAGUGAGAUGUAUAUGCACCACAUGCAUGCUUUCACAUAAUAAAGAAAACCAGUUGAUUAAGCAACUUAAAACACUUGACAAGACUUCUGGAAUCAGGAAUCCGGUAGUCCCUUGUUGGAAGGAAUUUCUGAAUUUCAUGAAAUGGAUGGCAAUAUACCAGCACACAAAUGUGUUAGUUUUGCAAAGAAUAGCCAGUAGUAUUUGUAUAUUGCAGGGUUGGUGCUUAGGCUAACAGAACUCUCAGUGGUGGUGGCAAUUGAAGCUCAUAAAGGUAAAGGGACCCCUGACCGCUAGGUCCAGUUGCGGACGACUCUGGGGUUGUGGCGCUCGUUUCACUUUACUGGCUGAGGGAGCCGGCAUACAGCUUCCGGGUCAUGUGGCCAGCAUGACUAAGCCGCUUCUAGCGAACCAGAGCAGCGCAUGGAACCCCCGUUUACCUUCCUGCCGGAGUGGUACCUAUUUAUCUACUUGCACUUUGACGACGUGCUCUCAAACUGCUAGGUUGGCAGGAGCAGGGACCAAGCAACAGGAGCUCACACCGUCGCAGGGAUUCGAACCGCCAACCUUCUGAUCGGCAAGCCCUAGGCUCUGGUUUAGACCACAGUGCCACCCGCUCAUAGCCAGAGUUAAUAUUUGAUGUAAAAUGGCAAAUUAGUUUGGGCGUCUUCUAGAGAGAAUAUAGGUGGUUAUAUAUGUUGUGGCUAGAUAGCUUCUUUUACAGCUACACUUGGCAGGAUUAGUUUGGUAUAUAUUAUAUUUGGAGUUCCUAGUGAAUACGCCACUUCAAGUGAGCUAAUGGUGCAUCUGCAGGAGUGUGUAGUUGUGUUUCAAGGUUUAUCACUGGAUUCUACUUUUUAGAGUACUUGCACUAAGCUUAUGAAAGAACAGGUUUAAAAUGUUAAGUGCUAGGAAGGAUUAACUAGAUCAUAGUCUUCAAGGUGCUGUGAUGCCUGGUGUUUCUAGCUUUAUAUUUGUUUUGAGUUUCUCCCUGCUUUCUCCCAUCUUUGCUGCAGCCUGCCACCCCCCUCUUGGAAACACGCUACCUGACAUGGAAACAGGUUGAGAUAGGUCUAAGGGGUGGAGUUGGUGGUGCUUGCUCAUUCACAACAUUUAGGUAUCCAUUUAGAGACCAAGCCUUGAAAUGUGUUUACUCACUAGACUAGUUUCAGUUCACUUGAAUAGAAAUCUUGGGUAAGAAAGGGGUUGGAAUCCCAGUUGACUUUGAUGCGUAAACUGGUGGGGAGUGUGUGCCUUGAGUGUCUUUCUAUGUUCCCCCUAUUCCAGGAGUGCAUAUAGGGUUUGAGUUUAUGUGGGAAGAUUUAUUGGGGUUUUCAGCUAGAUCUGUUUGGGAGUAAGAGUGGAAUCCGAAUCUCAUUUACCUGGAAGUAAAAUCACUUGUCUAGAUUAUGCAUUUUAGAACAGUCAUAGAAUUGGUAGCUUAUUGCCAGACUAAUGUGUCUGAACCCUUGUUAGUUCCAUCCAUAGUGUGCCACUAACGUGCUUUCAGGGAAUCUAAAAUGUGCAGUGGUAACCUUUAAGGCUUUCAGAAAGUUUCAGAAGUUAGUCUUGUAGAAACGUCACUAAGGUUAAGGUAUUACAUAUCAUCUGCCUCAUUAAAAUACAGCUAAGCCAGUGUAAUGACUUGGACUUGCAUCUGUACUUAGAAUCAUAGAGUUGGAAGAGACCACAAGGGCCAUCGAGUCCAACCCCCUGCCAAGCAGGAAACUUGGGGACUGCUGGUCUAAAUGGCUCUUGCCAUGUUAAGAUUUUUAGUUUCACCAUUCCUAAAAUGCCAAGAUUUUAGUGUUUGGCUAGAAGAAACUAGUGCACUGCUGUAUACAGAUAACACUGUUAACCAAUAUGGAAAGAUUGUAACUUGCACAGAUGACUCUAAUUCUAGGAGGAAUAGUGUAAAAGCAAACCAUGUGCAGAAUGAAUGCCUCCAUGCUUUCAAAUCCACACUCCUAGAGUCAUGACUUAGUGAACCUUGCCGGAGGGACUUCUAGCCAAAGUUACAACUAAGAGAAUAUGCCAUGACUAAAGAGUCCAGCAUAUGUCCCCGUAGUAACUAAAAUUUUAAAAAAGCAGUUAAUCAAAAAUAACAGUGUUUUACUGUCUUACAUUGGUUCUUGAAUGUACUCUUACAUUUUGGCUCCCAAACGCUGAAAACCUGUUAGUGUUACGGUCAAUCUGAAGCUGCGCCUUGGUUUUCAAAUGUUUCGGAAGUCUAACAGACUUCAGGAAUGGAUUACGUUCGAGAACCAAAGUAUGACUAGUUCAUGGUUCCUUGGGCCAAACAUAAUUACCGCUUGCAGGAAUACUGUAUUGGGUAAUAUUAAAUUUGUAUACCACCCUUCACUCAAAAAUCACAGGGCAGUUCACAGCAUAAAAAUAGAAAAUCAAAACGGGCCAUGGAAAAGAGCAUGUGCUUUUUGCUUGCAUUAAAACAUCCUAUGUUAAUGUAGAGCGCGCUCUUCUGCAUUAGGUCUACACAGCGCCUCUGGUUAGACUUGUAAGCAUAUCAAGUUCACUUUCAAUUGUUACGCAUACUGUUACCUGUAUAAUUGUUUUGUGCAAGCCUUAUUAGCAAUGGCACAGGGUUCUGUAAACCCCACUUUAGGCAGUAAAUUAGCACUAGAUACCCAUUCAUCCAGUUGGAAAGCCCAUCAGAACAAAUAUCUUUCUGGUUCUGCAUUUUCAUUCAGGAGCAAAGUACCACAACAUCUUACUACAUCACCAUUACAGUAGCAAGGGAUAUAAAAUGGUCGCUUGGAUUUAUCAUUUCUACUAAACUUUAUUCUUUUUUAAAAGUUCACUUAAUAUGAAACUCAGCCUAUACAAGUAAUUACCCAGAUCACUUGUUGAACUGCUAAAACAGGAUACGUUUACAAACUCUUAAAGCAUAAUGGGCUAUCUUUGGAAGCUAGGCCUAGAUGACAAUCUGUACAAAUAAUUUUGCUGCAGGGAUUCUCAAAAGCAACAGAGGCAAACUACCUUUUACAAAAAAAAAAAAACCCUGAAGAGUAGGCCUCUACAGCACAAAGAAUGGUUAACAGUAAAAACCUCGCACAAUGCGCUCAAGUAUAUUUCUACUCGCCCACCUAGCUCUUAAAUUUAUUUUGAUUAAUUCUAUACAAUAUUGCAAAGAGUACUUGCAAUGCUAAACAUAAAUACAGGUGCCUAAUGUAAUUAAGGAUGCUUUUAUUAUUGUACAAGCAGCAUACAAAACUGGUAAGCGGUCAAAGUAUGGAAAACAGUAGCCACCACUAUUAUCAAACAGACCGAACAGAAUUGCUUGCUAUUAUAAUUACCGUAUAUACAACUGGGUAAAGGCUUUGUAAAAGGACAAGGUUUUUUUUUUACAUGAUUUCAAGGCAGAAAACUUGCACAACUUUUUCUCUGGAGUAGAAAGAGGGUAAUGAGUACAGUGGUACCUUGGGUUAAGUACUUAAUUUGUUCCGGAGGUCCGUUCUUAACCUGAAGCACCACUUUAGCUAAUGGGGCCUCCCGCUGCCGCCAGAGCACAAUUUCUGUUCUCAUCCUGAAGCAAAGUUCUUAACCCAAGGUAAUACUUCUGGGUUGGCGGAGUCUGUAACCUGAAGCGUAUGUAACCCGAGGUACCACUGUACUUUCCUAGAACGAUUCCCUUCUUUAGCUUAAUUUAAUGCAAACAGUAUUCUAAUGAAAGGGCACGAUGCAAGUGAUAAAUUUUAUUGAGGAAAAAGAUGCUUGUAUGCAACUUUAGAUUAGUUGUAACAUUAUUGAGCAACCUUGCAAACUCAAAUUGCUUCCAGCUCAAGACUAGUUUAAGACAUUCUGAAGAAGUGUUACAAGCAUCACGGUUAUCUUGUGCUGCUCUAGAAUCCUGGGUUAAACAUCAAGUGUCAUCUACUGCCCCUUCCCCAAGGAAAGUAAAUCAGAUUGCAUAUGCUUUACCCUUGAUUUGAAAGUGAGAAUAAAUGAAAAAUACGAUUUGGCGCUUCAGGGCAGUCAACUGAACUGUUUCCUAAUGCUCGGCAAAUGAGCUAUGGCUCGUAUUGUGCUUAGAAAUGUUCACAACCAAGUGCUGUUUCAAGAACGGCUUUCUUCACUUUUCUUUUUCUCUGGAUCAAAUUGGGUGCUUUCAUACAAAAUUUUCUUUCUCAUCCCUUCUUGAACCAUUCGUUGCUGAAUCCUUAGUUUUGCAUUAUUGUAUCUACAGUAGACCCUCAAUAAAGAAAAAAACAAAAUAAUGAAUGAUCCCCAUCCUAUUUUAGAGAAUAAGAACUCCCAGUAUUUAUUCAGAUGGUAUAGUAUUGAACCAGCCUGUACUUUGAAGAAGACAGAAAUGCUUUACACAACUUUUUCUUAAGUAACUGUAUUCUGCAAACAAAAACAUGGAAUAGAUGUGCACAUAGGGAAAAGUUAAAGAAAGCUUUGUACAAAGGGAACAGACCUCUGCCUGCACAAUAGGACUUCACCUUCCUCACACCCUCUCAAUCCACUAUAUGCACCUUUAUUACGCACCUUAAGACAACAGGCGAACACAUUCCUCUUCAACCAGGCCUUUGGCUGAUGAACAUCUUACACCCUUUUAAAAAAAAGUGCUUGUGGGAGGGAGAUUUAUUGGUGGUUGGUCUUUUUGCUCAUUAUUAUUUUGGGUUUUUAAAAAACUUUAUGUUGUGAACCACCCUGUGAUCUGUGGAUGAAGGGCAGUAUACAAAUUUAAUAAAAUAACAAUGCCCACAAAAUCUGCUUGGGAGACAAGGCACUUGGGGGAGAUAUGUAGAGUCUGCAGAAAGUAGAUGAAGGCAAUGUUCCAUUGCAGAAACAAGUCCACUCAUGCAACACUGGAGUCUGCCAUCUCUCAGUUGCAUCAGUGAAGAUAUUGGAUGUGAAUUUGGAUUGUUAUACUGUCCCACCAUAUUAUUUAAAGACCCCUCCCAAGCAACGGACAGCUGGAGUAGGGUGCAGAAGGUGUAAAUAUGUCAUAUAUUUCCAGGAAUAGCCUGGUACACUAGUGUGAUUACAUGUGCUGAGUUGUAGGCAGGGGUGCCAACUAGAGUAAAAUAUUGGGUGGGCUCAGGUAAGCCCCAUGCUGCAUAAUUAUUCAUAAGGCGUGGCACACACCAUUUGAAUGGCAAUGCCCAUCAACUUUGGGGGACCUGGUUCCCUCAAAUAUUUUAGGGGGUGCGCAAAGGUUUCUAGGAGCUGGCUCCUAGGGCUGUAGGAAGAAUCCACUCAAAGCCUAUCCACUCACAUCUUCAACACAAGUCUGAGAAUUUCAGAAACGUACAUACCAACAUCCUAAUGUUGUCAGGAUAAAACCUCCCACUCCAAAGUCACAGGAUCGUCUCACUCUGCCUAGGCAGAAAAGAAGUUUGUUCAUUUUUAAGUUAUGUAGACAACAUAACAAUUGGACAAGAAGAAAAGGAACUAACAGAAAAACAACGUAGGAAAUGUAUUUUAGAAGUAUUUAGCCAACUAUUUCUGAAGAUAUAGUUGGCUUUGCUUAAUCUUUAUGAUAACAUUUGCACAAACAAAUGAGACAACAAGUUAAACAGAAUGAGCUACACAAAAUUUGCAGUAAUUUGACAUGUACUAACCUCAUAAAAUUUGACAAAAGGUCAAUAAAGGAGGAAAUGCAGCCUGUCGAACAAGACAAAGACUAGAUUCUAGAACUACUGGCUGCCAAAGAAAGGAACCCUCUUAUAAAUCGGUAUUGUUAUAAUGAGGCUAUUACUGUUUACCUUUACCUUUACCUUUAAUUGAAACUAAUAAAAACUAUUAUUAAAAAAAGAGAAAGGAACCCUCUUAAUUAUUCUCAGCUGCUGAGGUAUGCUUAUGAAUACCCCAAGAACUUUAAAGAACAAUUGGUAUGCAAUGUUUUGGAGACUGAUUGUGCUGUAUGUACACCUUUGCUGGGAAGGGUUUUAGAGAGGACGCAAGCAACACUUUAUGUCAGCUGUUGCGCUGUAUUAAUUGCUGCAUGGAGCAAAGUAUUACCAAAAGAGAGAAUGGAAACAAAGAGAGAAUGGAAACAAAGAAAAUAUUACAUAUAAAAAGAAAUAUCUGCAGAUUUACUUUUACUUACUAGUUGCCAAAAAGUGUCCAAGACCCAAAGUUAGACCACCCAAUGAGCCAUAGAGCACUGAUUCUCGAGCACAAGGGACAUUUCUGACGUCAAGUAUUCCCAGUAGCUUAAAAGACUUGAAAGAAAUGAAACAUAUCACAUUAAACAAUGCAUUGGUUAUGUACAGAACCUUCUGAAGUGCUGCAUUUAGUACAGUAGAUGAUUCCUGUCCCUUUAAUAGUGAUGUAGAGCAAAAAGAAAAAAACAUGUAGUUUUCCCACUGGGCCAAAAGGACAAGAAAAGGACACAACCAUUUAAACUAAUUUAUCUUACUACAUUAUUCUCCAGUAGCUUUUUAAAGGGGUGGGGUGAAGUUGUUGAAAAGUUAUUCUGUUAUUCUCAUUGUCAUUCUCAUACCAAUGGACAAAGCAUGCAUCAAAUCACCUUGAUCUUUUGCAGCUACCAUCCACCUGAAGGCAAAAUCAUUCCCAAUGUGGUAUAUAAAAGGCUAUGCUUGAUUUUUGUAUAUUUUUUUACACUGAUAUCCCACCUCUCUCUCUUCAUGGUGGCCUCAUAUACCUUCAGACCAUACCUUGGGAUACUUGAGUUUGGAUAGUGCAGCAUGACCAUAUUGAUCCUGCUGAAUUUCUCAGGAUUUGACGCACUGAUCAGUGACACUGAGCCAUCCUUCUGGGUUGGAAGGCUCCACAUUUCAGUGGUUCCUAUCUUUCCUGGAGUUUUGAAAGGAGUGAGCGCAUGCUGAUUCUGUUGAAUUCUCAGCACCAUAUGAUGCAGUGGAAGAAAAUCCUAUACAAAUUUCCACUUUGCAUCACCAUUCUUUUAAAAAUACAAGAGUGCUCUAAAUUUGGCAUUUUUAUUUUACCUGCAUUUAGUAAGGGAUACGUAACCGGAGGCGAACAUAAGUAGAGGUACCACUGCAUUUGGGGGGGAGGGCAGGGGAAGAAGUUAAUGCUGCAAUCCUACAACCAGUUGAAGGCCCGCUGGGUGGGGGGGCGGCAAUAGGAAACUGUGAGCGCUGUUCUACAGCUGGAGAGAAGUUUCCAUGUGAAACAACAUUAAGCUGUUGAGGCCCCUUGGAAACCGGAAAGUGCAAAUGUCUUACAAGCAGUGCAGGUCUAAACAAGGCAUUUUGGGGUUGUAUUGGGAGAGUCGUGGAUCUGAAGCUUCUAUAAUGACUGCUUUGCCCACCUCCACCCAACAUGCUCACAAAAUUGGUCUGAACUGGAACAAUGGGAGGAAAAAUUCUUUUCCCCACCUUCCACUACUCUGGCUGCAGCAAGCUGGCAGGUCUGCUCUAAAGGAAAACAUUUUCAUCUGCUCUAAAGGAAAACAUUUUCUUCCAAUAGCAAAGGUUCCAUUUAUAGCACAAUCCUAUACAUGUCUACACAGAAGUAAACCCACUGAGCGCAAUAAGGCUUCCUUCCAUGUAAGUGUGCAUUGGAUUGCAGCUAUAAAAGCCUCCACUUGUCUGCCCAAACAUUCAGGGUCAGGGCAUAAAACAAUGGAUCAAAAUUUCUUUGGAGCUACGGUUGUCAUGUCUUCAGUAUAGCCCUCUGUUUUCCUCGAAGGCAGGAUUAAAAACCAUUUUAAAUUAUUAGUAUUUUUAAAAAAGAAAAGAAAUGCCAGCGAUUGUGACAAAGGAACCUGAGUAAACAAAACGAGUAUUAUGGUCCACUUAUGGCCGUGCGACGCGUUAUGUGGACUCAGAAAUAUAUCGGGCAUUAAGUGGUUUGAAGCGAGCCUCCGUUUCCUAGGGAAGGUGCGGUCUACCAGGGCGAUAAGGCGCGACGGUUGAAUAGAGCUUCCACGCUCAGAGGCAGUGUACCUGCUGGAAGGGGAGGGCCAACAGAAAAAAGGCUGCCCAGCUACCGGGAGUCCGCUGCUGGGGAGGCAACCCUUGGCUCCACGAGCCCUGCUAGCCUCGUCACGUCGAGGCGCUUUGCGCGCUGCUCUGACGGCACAGAAGCCGCAGCCCCUUCCUCCGUCCACACAGCCAACGAACACCAGGGAGGCCCUAAGCAGCCACCGCGGAGCUCGCCGACGGCGCCUUGCCUCCGCUCCCAGCUCAUUUACCUUCUCCGCGUCCCCGACCUCUUCCUCGCCCGCCAUAACAACCCCGCUUGCCAGGCUUCUCCCGGCCGACCAACCGCCGCAGCUAAACCACAGAGCCCUAAAGCCUGAGUUGCGCAGAGAGGCCUCUCGCGCAGACGAAGGCGGCCGCUCUACCCAUCCGUCUCUGCCGUCCACCCGGGUUUUUUCCUCCCUCCCCCUCCUUUCCCCUGUAUGGCCCCUCCUCUAACUCUAUGGUGCUCGGAGAGAAAGAGGGCCGGCGCCAUUUUAGGUCUGGAGAGGAGAUUUCGAGUAAGGAAUCCUUUGUUCAGUGAGAUGGGUCACGGAGCAGCGCGCGCGCCUGCGCGGGAGCGCGCCGCUUCCCUCCGCUCUCACCCUCCCCCACCUCCCAACCAGCAGCCUCGCGCGCGCGCUCCCGCGUCCUGCUCCCGCCACGAACGUCGUCGCGUCAGGGUGUUUGAUGGCGCCUAAUGGCGGGCGGGGCGAGGAGCGCCUCAGGAUAAACCAGCAGCAAGUAAAGACUAACGAGGGCGGUUGGCGGCCCAGCCACGUUCCUGGCGGCCAGGCUGCCGCAAGUGUUUCAUAAUAAGGCUGGCAAGAAAAUUGCGGGACGUUCUCGCAAGUAAGCCGCGACGGCUUGCUGCUUCUUCUGGAAGAAAUCUUCAUGUUAUCUGGACUUUUAUUCUCGUCUGCGGAAAGGCGGGCAUGUGAAUUCGAAGAGUUCCGAACCGAAAGCGCGAAACAUGGGCGUGGUGUGGUGACUGGAGGGGUGGACUAGGACGACCCAGCUGCAAAGGCCCGUAGGGAUUUCUCUCAGCCUCCCCUCCCUCGCAGUUGUAAAUGACAACCCCCGAAGAGCCCAAGUUUGGAUGACUCCCUAAAGCAAACCAUGGCUUAGCAGCAGCAGAAACACCAAGGGCACAGCAAAGCGCCCCUGAUCUCCUCCUAUAGCACAGUAACACUUAGUAUGACAUACGUCCAGGCCCAGGGCCGGAUUUAGGUUUGAUGAGGCCCUAAGCUAUUGAAGGUAAUGGGACCCUUUAUAUGUCCAGCUGUCAACAGCAAAUUGCCGCUGUUUUUUGUGUUGAAUAUAUGCUAUAUGGUAAUU